Molecule: messenger RNA, 2013 nt
Organism: Juglans microcarpa x Juglans regia
Lineage: Eukaryota; Viridiplantae; Streptophyta; Magnoliopsida; Fagales; Juglandaceae
Product: D-inositol 3-phosphate glycosyltransferase
Exons: 2
Coding region: 165-1502 (445 amino acids)
Source: RefSeq, a predicted model, not a curated record
CUUUCUUCUAGGGUCUGCUUUGUUUAUACAGGAAGAAACCAUGUGCAGUUGCCUCUUGGAUCCCAAAAAGAGGAAAAAAAUAUGAUUGUCAAAGUUAGUGCAGCUUAUCCGCUGGAAUUCUCAAGAAUACCACUUCUGUAAGGCAAUGCUAUUCCCAUUACCAAAUGAGGGAGCAAACGCAGAAUCAACCGAUUGACAUCCUUAGAUUCCCUUCUGCAUGGAAUCAACUUACCUUUUCCUCAGAGCCAACUCCCAAACUCCUUAAGAUUGCACUCUUUAUCAAGAAAUGGCCUGAUCCAUCUCAUGCAGGGGGGCUUGAACGGCACGCCUUGACCCUCCACCUUGCUCUUGCCAAAAGAGGCCAUGAGAUUCACAUCUUCACCAGUUCUUCCUCAAACUCCUUCCCAAGAUAUCCAGUAAGCAAUUUAUAUUUUCACCUCUCAAAGCCAACCACUGCAGGUUAUCUUGAUCAAGCAUCAGUUUGGAAGCAAUUUCAAACCCAAAACACAACUGGAAGGUCAUUUGAUGUGAUCCACACUGAAAGUGUUGGACUCAGGCAUACAAGAUCGCGAUAUCUGACGAAGUUAGCUGUUACAUGGCAUGGUAUUGCAUAUGAAACCAUUCAUUCUGACAUCAUUCAAGAACUUUCACGACCUUCUGAAGAACUGCAGGCACAUGCGUUAACUGAAAGAGCUAUGAAGGUUGUUGAAGAGGUGAAGUUCUUCACAAGUUAUGCCCACCAUGUUGCUACAAGCGAUCAUGCUGGAGAUGUCUUGAAAAGAGUCUACAUGAUCCCAGAAGAACGAGUUCAUAUUAUUCUCAAUGGUGUAGAUGAGGAGAUUUUCAAGCCUGAUGUUGCCAAGGGAAAGGAAUUUAAGAAAAAGUUUGGCAUUCCAGCUUUGAAGUUAUUGGUUCUGGGAUUGGCUGGGAGAUUGGUAAAGGACAAAGGACAUCCAUUAAUGUUUGAAACUCUGAAGGAAAUGUUCAAGGAAAACGUUACAUUCCGGGAAACCAGUGUUGUUCUGAUUGCUGGGGAUGGUCCUUGGGGUGUUAGAUACAGAGAUCUUGGGGCAAAUGUAUUGGUUCUGGGGCCUCUAGAUCAAGCUAAACUAGCAAAGUUUUAUAAUGCCAUUGAUAUUUUUGUAAACCCAACUCUUCGAGCACAGGGGUUGGAUCAUACUCUGUUGGAAGCAAUGCUUUCUGCUAAGCCAGUGAUGGCUACGAGGCUGGCCAGCAUUACAGGGUCUGUGAUCGUUGGCACAGAAAUGGGCUAUGCAUUUUCGCCAACGCGAACUUCGUUAAAACAGGCCUUGUACCAAGCUUGGCUUGAUGGCAGAGGAGUUCUGGAGAAGAAAGGCCAGGCUGCUCUGCAGAGAGGUUUGGAGUUUUUCACUGCCACCAAGAUGGCUGCCUCGUAUGAGAGGCUAUUCCUCUGCAUAUCAACUGAUGGGAAUGGGAAGGACAGUGACAAUUAUUGUCAAUACCAGUCUACUUCCAAUUAAAAUGGUGACAUGAACCUCCAUCUCGGAAGGGCUUAAUGAAGCAAUAAUAAGACCAAGUGCAAGCAAGCGUUAUCAAGCUUUAUUUGCAGCAUUCCAUCCGAGGAAACUUGGGGAGGAGAAAGGGGAAGGGCGGCUACAUCAUAAAGACAUUGGACCUCCAAUAUAUUGGGUUCAUAUUCAUGAGAGCUACUUGUGUGAAACUGUAACCUCAUCAAGUGAAUCUAGCCAGCAAAAAGCUACUGGUGAGUAUUAUCAUGUGCCCACAAACACCUAGAAAAUGCAAGGAUUUUUGCUGGAUGCACUCUUUUUUGUUUUUUGUUUUUUUGGGUGCAUUAAUAGGCUGCGUCUGUCAGAUUCCUGAAUUGGAAAAUGGUAUUUAUGUUUGCUCAAUUUGAUAGUAAACGACCAGACCAGUUAACUGAGAUAAUUAUGAGGAUUUUUUUACCAUUUAUAUCAUGCGUGAAUCAUCUGUUUCUAAUUUUCAAACUAUCCUUAUUGAUUGGUUUCCAAU